AGCGAGCGAGCAGCAGCGCCGGCACCACCCCCUCCGCCCGGCAYCACCACCACGACCGUCAGUACUGUAGUACCGACGACGGCCCAAUCCGUUCGAUAUCAGCUGUUCCUUUGUGUAAGUGUCCGUCCGGCGGCCCCGAUGCCGAUCCGCCGCGUUCAAAACCCAAUCGUCGUCGUCGUCUCCGGCCGCGUACUACUGUCGCCGCCUCCGCUGUAAUCGCGUGCCGUCGCGAAAUACACAAAAUAAUAUAAUAUAUUACAGUAUUUCACUUAUCGCGUCCGUCCACCAAGCUGAUUCGGCGUCGUCGUUGCUUCUCGAUAACAACAACAAUAAUAUUAAUUAUAAUUGUGUUGCUAUCGUCUACCAAUACUGCCGCUGCKACCGCUAAACUGCCGUAACUAAACAAGUCCCGGCGGAACGUCAGUCGCCGGCGUUUCCGUGCGUCGUCGGCAACCGCUAAAUCCGACCGCCACGCCAUGUACGGGACGUGAAGAUCGCCAGCGAAUUUUCCGAACUUUUCGCCAAGUGCGGCCGCCAACGGUUUGCCCAGGAACAAGAGGAGUAGGAGGCUAUAUCGCAAGAUAAAUGUCAAGUAAAAGUCUGGGCUUACCUAGAUGACUUCAGAAUAUUCACCACCAAUAAGAAGGUAGCUGGCUCUCCUACAGUUCACUGUCUAUGUUUGGUGCCUGAUAGUGGAAUAAAGCAAUAUAUUGCGUGUACUUCCCAUUCAACACAAUCUUAUUGGAUGUGCGCUAUGAGAUUGUCGAAAUAUGGAAAGCAAUUAAGAGACAACUACAGAUCAUUUGUGAAAAAGCAUAACGAUGCUAAUGAAUAUGAAUACAAUAAAAAGCCAUUGCCCAACGAGAGCGUACGGUCCCACGUAGCUAUGGACUUUUCUGGAAAUGUUGGUCGAAUUGUAGAAGAUCCCAAAGAAGCACUUGCCAUUGCUCAAGCCGAGACUGGUAGUGUGCGGCGAAGUUGGCGAUCUAGUGGUCGAUCAACUCCUGGCCUUCAAACAGCUGUCACAAAACUUGAAAAUGAUAUUCACUUAUCUCAGCCAUGGUAUCAUAAAAACAUGAGCCGUGAUCAAGCUGCCAAUGUCCUUAAUGGACUUGGGAACAAAGAUGGCGUGUUUUUAAUACGAGAGAGCAAAAGUAAAUGUGGUUCAUAUGUACUAACAUUCAAAUGUGGUGGUAAAAUUAUUCAUACACCUAUUGUAACGCAAAUGGAUCCACUCAACGAUCAAGUUUGUUUUACGCUAGACAAUGGUGUGAUUAAAUUUUAUGACCUUUUACAACUAGUAGAGUUUUAUCAAUUAAAUGCAGGUAGUCUGCCCACUCGACUGAUGCAUUAUGUUGUCCAAGUCCCAGUCACCAAAUGAAAUUUGCAUUAAUACAAUGCACAGACGACAUACACAGUUCCUGUUGACACAAAAUAUUCUCAUCCAAAAGGUGUGUGACCUAUAAAAUAAUGACAUAAUUCUACAGGUAAAAUACCUAUAGUUUAGGUAUUUUAACUAUCUCGACCAUCAAAUUACUAAUUAUUUAUCUUUUUCAUUUUUCUCUUUUUCAUUUUCCAACGUACUAUAACGUUAUUGUAAAAAAAUCGACUGAAACGUUAAAACAUCUACCGUUUGCACUUUUCGGACUCAAAAAUUUUAUAUUUCUGUGUUACAAUUAGUUAUUAACGUGUAAUCCUAAUGGAUAUAAUAAUUUUGCGCGAUCAGUUCCUAGAUUAACUAGUUCGUAACAUUCAAUCAAGCACCUUUAGGACUUAUAAUUUAAUUGUAAUAUUAGAGAGAAUAAUAAUAAUAAUAAAAUCAUAAAUAAUUAUUGUCAUUUAAAAUAAUAUAAUAUUUAUAUUGUGAUAAUUUUUGUCUUGCAUUUAAGCAUGACAGACCAAAUAUUUAGCAUGUAAGUAUACCUAAUAAUAAAUGGAAAUAACAUAUUCUAUUUAACUUAUUUAACAUGGUAUUCAGUAGUCAAUGUAAAAGCAAUAAUAAUUGUUAUUAAGAACUUUUUAAGAUCCUUUAAAAAACAAAAAAAUUGAAAAGUAGUUUAUUACAUAUUAUUAUGUGUGUUUAUAAAUAUAUAUAUAAUUUAUAUUGUGUUUAUAUGUAUCUAUAGUUAGAAUGGACCAUGUUAUUUUCUCAAUAACUCAUUUAACUAACAUGAGAAAAUGGUUAGAUACCAUGGUUCACUCUGAAUACUUAAUGCAUGUUAGUAAAGCAAACAGUAUCUACCUUCUAUAAUAUAGCAUAUCAAAAUGAAUAAACAGUAAACACUGUAUACAGCUCUUGAAAUAGUAAUAAUUCAUAUUACCUCUAUGAUACCAUUUUAAUCAUAUCUGUAUGUCACACAAUUGUUUAAUCAUUUUAUAGUUUUUAAAAUAACUAUUUUAUUUUUMGUGUAUUCUUAUCAUUAUUUUUGUAAAACAUUUUGAGACAUGCAUGGUAUGGUUGGUAGAUAACUUUUAACACUUGCUGGUUAACUUUUUGUAUUGUAUUUCAUCUGAAGAGCUGUCAACGCGUUGUAUCCGUUUUACUACUCACAUUGUAACACUUUAAUAUCUAAUAUUUUAAUAUAUACCAUACAGAUAUGAUCUCAAAUUCUUCUCCUGUGGUAAUAUACUAUUUUCCUGAUUCAAGAUGUGGAUUACCGUUAGGUAUUAUUAAAUAUUUAUUUGUUUGUUUUUAAUUUAAGACACACACUUUAUCAUGAUAUAUAUAUAUAUAACUUGUAAAAUAUGAAAGCUUUCAUACAAAUAUAUUUGAAUGUAUGUGUGUUUAAUAUCUUUGUGCUGUUAUAAUUAUUAGUUUACAAAAUUCCCAGUAUUGUAAUACKACAUUUAUGCAACAACUACUAAAAAUAUAAAAACACAGAGGAUAUAAUUGUACCUAAUUAGAUGUUAUGUACAAAUAAAUAUAGUUAUUACUACAUACAUACAUGUACAUAUUGUAUUUUAGUUCUAAAUGUCUACAUUAUAUGUGUGACAUGUAUUAAUGUCAUGGGUGUGUUUGUUUUUAUGAAGUUGAUUAUAUAGUUAUGAAUUACAAG
Diuraphis noxia (Russian wheat aphid) is the source of this 3056-nucleotide messenger RNA. RefSeq names its product growth factor receptor-bound protein 10-like. The record is from RefSeq and is a predicted model, not a curated record. Lineage: Eukaryota; Metazoa; Arthropoda; Insecta; Hemiptera; Aphididae. Gene Ontology annotation, biological process: signal transduction.